AACUCAAAUAAUAAACGAAGUUUAAUUUAUUUGUGGAUAAGAAUACCUAGACGAGUUGCCUAUUUUGCAUGGAGCAUUAUAUAUAAAGACGAGCGUUAACACAUUAUCCCACCGACAUCCAAGUCUUCUACAUACUUAUCAGAAAAAAAUUAAUUAGACAAUUGCAACGACUAAGAGCAAUGGGUUCUCUAAUGUCAGGAUGGGACUCUCCACCAGCGGAUCCUAAUUCAGUGAAAAGGUGCAAGUCACUAACAAGAGAAGACAUCGACGCUUUCUGGAAAGAAAAGAAGAAAAAUGAAGAAGAACAUGUUCAAGCCAUUUCCAAGUUGGUAGUUCAGGAGGUUGCGGAAAGUCAAGCGCAAGAGGAGAAGAUAGAAGACGAUCCUUAUGAAAACCAAAGCAAGAAAAGUGGAUGGUGGCAAAGAAGCACCUGGGCGUUCUUGAAUGAGCCGAGGGAAGAAGAGGGUCGGCCGAACAAGUACGUGUCGCAGUUCAAAGUGGCUCACAUCGCCAAAAGCGUGGGCCAGUAAUGAUACUAUUAUGUAAUCACUGGCUAAUCACAUGCAUGUCUACCUGUGUGUGUGUGUGAAUUGUGAUUAGUCGUCCUUUCUGGUGGUUUAAUCACCGGCUAAUCAUAUAAGUCAUAUGUAUAAUAUGGCGGUUUAAUUUAAUGUGUUAGCAGUAUUAGUAUUUCUGUAUUUGAAUGUGAGUAUAGAACAUGCAUGUAACAAAUUAAGGAAUUUGAGGGUGUGUAAUCUAA
Molecule: messenger RNA, 760 nt
Organism: Eutrema salsugineum
Lineage: Eukaryota; Viridiplantae; Streptophyta; Magnoliopsida; Brassicales; Brassicaceae
Exons: 4
Coding region: 180-530 (116 amino acids)
Source: RefSeq, a predicted model, not a curated record